Molecule: messenger RNA, 381 nt
Organism: Naegleria lovaniensis
Lineage: Eukaryota; Heterolobosea; Eutetramitea; Acrasida; Naegleriidae
Exons: 1
Coding region: 1-381 (126 amino acids)
Source: RefSeq, a predicted model, not a curated record
AUGACCACGGCUUCGUCCUCACUCGUUGCUGCUGCCACACUGGCCGGAAUCACUUUCUUCGGAUUGAUUUUCUUCAAAGAAACUCUACUUUCCUCUGACAAAGGAAAGGUUUUCGUCGGAUUUUUGUGCAGCUUGAUUUACAUGUUUAUUCUCACAGCUUACGGAAAUCUCAAAUCAAAUAUUAAAUGGUAUGAUAUGGCGUUGUGCUUGAUCCCAGCAGAGAUUUUCGCAUCAACCCUUCAUGGAGUUUGUGUUACGACGUGCUUUUUGUUCUCUAUGGCAAUCAGUUACGAAAUGUAUAAGGUUGCUCAACACGUUUAUGGCGGAGAAGCCGAAAGCUCUGUUCCUGUAUCAUCGCCAUUUGACAAGAAGAGAAAAUGA